Rattus rattus (black rat) is the source of this 945-nucleotide messenger RNA. Its product is annotated as putative gustatory receptor clone PTE38. The record is from RefSeq and is a predicted model, not a curated record. The transcript has a single exon. Gene Ontology annotation, biological process: G protein-coupled receptor signaling pathway. Gene Ontology annotation, cellular component: membrane. Lineage: Eukaryota; Metazoa; Chordata; Mammalia; Rodentia; Muridae. Gene Ontology annotation, molecular function: olfactory receptor activity; G protein-coupled receptor activity. Bases 7 to 945 code for a protein of 312 amino acids.
AACAACAUGGGAGGUGUGAACCAAACAACUAUAUCAGAAUUCAUUCUUCUGGGGCUUAGUGAUGAUCCAGCUCUGCAGCCUUUCAUCUUUACCCUGUUCCUGUCCAUAUAUCUGAUCACCACCUUAGGAAAUUUGUUCAUCAUUCUAGCUGUUAGCUUUGACUCCCAACUACACAUGCCCAUGUAUUUCUUUCUCUCCAACCUGUCUUUUAAUGACAUCUGUAUAAUCACAACCACAAUCCCAAAGAUGCUGAUGAACAUCCAAACCCAUGAUCAGACCAUCACAUAUAAAGGAUGCCUCUCUCAGGUCUACCUCAUUGUGAAUUUUGGCAGCAUAGAAAGUUGUUUACUUGCAGUGAUGGCCUAUGACCGCUAUGUUGCUAUCUGCCACCCUCUGAAGUACACAGUUAUCAUGAAUCACUAUUUUUGUGUGAUGAUGCUGCUCUUCUCUGUGUUCGUUAGCAUUGCACAUGCGUUGUUCCACAUUUUAAUGGUGUUGAUACUGACUUUCUGCACAAAAACUGAAAUCCCUCACUUCUUCUGUGAGCUGGCUCAUAUCAUCAAACUUGCCUGUUCCGAUAAUUUUAUCAACUAUCUGCUGAUAUACACAGUGUCUGUCUUAUUUUUUGGUGUUCAUAUUGUAGGGAUCAUUUUGUCUUAUAUUUACAUUGUAUCCUCAGUUUUAAGAAUGUCAUCAUUGGGAGGAAUGUAUAAAGCCUUUUCAACAUGUGGAUCUCAUUUGUCGGUUGUUUCUCUGUUUUAUGGCACAGGUUUUGGGGUACACAUAAGCUCUCCACUUACUGACUCUCCAAGGAAGACUGUAGUGGCUUCAGUGAUGUACACUGUGGUUACUCAGAUGCUGAACCCCUUCAUCUGCAGCCUGAGGAACAAAGACAUAAAGAAAGCCUUCAGAAAAAUCAUUAAUAGGAUACUACAUAUUUUAUAA